AUGGAUUGCAGCAAAUUGGCAGAAGAUGGGACUCCUGAGUUAGGAAUGGAGUUCAACAGUGAAGAGAAUGCGUACAAGUUUUACAACAAGUAUGCCUUUAAAAUGGGUUUUAGUGUACGUAAAGACUAUUUGAAUAAAGACAAAGACGGCGUGACCACGUCUAGGAGAUAUAGUUGCUGCAAGGAAGGUGUAAAGCGCAAGUACGAAGGUGAUGUGAUGCCAAAGAGGACACGAGCGUCGACGAAAACAGGGUGUGGAGCUAAAAUGGUUAUCGUGUUGUUUAGAUGGACAAUGAAAUACCGUGUGCAUGACCUUGUCUUAGAGCAUAAUCAUGAGUUACACAUUGCUCAAUGUGCGCAUAUGAUGCCAUCACAAAGAAAAGUGAGUGUGGCUCAAGAAUUCCAAGCUGAAAUAAGCGAGGAUGCUGGGUUUUCAUUGAAACAGAGCCAUGAGCUUAUGGGAAAGGAGGCAGGUGGGAUGGAUAAUGUGAGAUAUACUCGAGAUGAUCUUAAACGAUAUUUUCGAACGAGACGGGUAAGGAGCUUGAAAUAUGGAGAAACAGAUAGCAUGUUGAAUUAUUUUCAAGAGCAAACACUCGAGAAUCCAUCCUUUUUUCAUGCCGUACAGCUGGACUGUGAAGAACAGAUAAUGAAAUCUUUUGGGCUGAUGCAGGAAUGUUAA
Coffea eugenioides is the source of this 681-nucleotide messenger RNA. RefSeq names its product protein FAR1-RELATED SEQUENCE 5-like. The record is from RefSeq and is a predicted model, not a curated record. The transcript has a single exon. The coding region runs from base 1 to 681 and encodes 226 amino acids. Lineage: Eukaryota; Viridiplantae; Streptophyta; Magnoliopsida; Gentianales; Rubiaceae.